ACAUCCUGUGCCAUCAAAACACAAGGGUCCAAAAUGGAGUAACGCUGAAGACGGCACCGUCGGGCAUCCCACUGAAUGUAAUUUAACAUUCAAACAGAAACUGUAUCCGCCGAAGGUGAACAUUAAGACUUCUAACAACCGAGGGUAAUCGACGUCAUUGUCCCCGCUGUCAAGCUAGCUGCGCAGAACAGUCAAGAAUGGAGCCAACAGAGCAGUCAGGCCCAGACUCCGGCUCUCAGGAUGUCAACCCGGUGUUUCUGCAGCAGCUCAGAGAGCUGGACAUCCCAGAGGAGGCAGCCAAACAGGCACUUCUACACACACGGAACGUGUCUGCCGAGGAGGCGGCAAUGUACUACUUCAACAAGCUGGAGAAUGAGGAGGAGGGAGACGAUGACCUCAUGUUCAAGAUGGUGUUCGUGGUGAACAUGGACCUUGCCAUGGGUGUUGGAAAGGUGGCAGCCCAGGUUGGUCAUGCUGCUGUGGGUUUGUACCAGGCUCUACAGGAGAAGAACAGCUGGAGGGAGAUGGCCUGGAAGUGGGACCACAGUGGAGCCAAGAAGGUGGUGGUCCAAGGCACCAAUGUGGCUCAUCUACUGGAGCUGCAGGCCCUGGCCAUGAGCCUCAGCCUGCCCACCUACCUGGUCCAGGAUGCAGGGAUGACCCAGGUGGAGGCCGGGUCCCGCACUGUGCUGGCCAUCAUGGGUGAGGAGGAGAUGGUGAACAACGUCACUGGGAGUCUGAAGCUGCUCUGAUGGGCUCAACCCCACUGUGGGGAAGGCAUUGCUCUGCAGUGCCCCAGUGCAUCCAGCAGAGGGCAGCGUUUCCCAGCGGCAGAGAGUCUUGGCAUGCAAGCUUGUAACAACCUUUUAAAAAAAAAAAAUAGAACAAGGGAAAACAAGACAUGUCCCAACACCAGAAAACACACACACCCUCAGCCAUUUGUUUCCCUUUCAUUCUUUGUCUGAGCCGCUUAGUCUGCCGUUAAGAGCAGGAGGGGGGAGAGACCAGUUGUUCACAGGGGAACUAGGCGGAGGCAGUUGAAUUAAUUUAUUUCUGGGGACCUUUCUCUUUUCUAACAUGCCACCUACUUAGAGGAGAGUCUUAAGAUUAUAAUAUUAAUCAAUCUUCAAACACAUCUAGUCUGUCGUCCAGUUUCAGAUAUGGCAAAGUAAAAUCAAGUAUUUUUUUUGUGGCUGACAAAUAUUGUAGUCAUGCUUAUUCAAGGGGCAGUGUACUGUAGACUAAUGCAUAAUGUAAUUAUAAUUAUACCCAUAGCAGCUGUAGUAUUUACCUGUUUGAUUCACUACUCCUGAGUGAAAAGUAACUUAUUAACUCAUAAUACAUCAACACUCACUUUUGCUGUUUCAAUGAUUUUGUGUCUGUAUGCAACUAUUCUCCCAAAGAUCCCUAUCCUAUAGACCCGAUAACAUUACUCAUUAUUGAUGAACUGCUAUAUUUUGUAUACAUUAUGCCUGUUGGGGGGCAAAUAAUGUAUAAUCUGUGUUGUGCCAUCCUAAACAGUAUGCACAGUUACUGGACAUUGCUUUAUUGUUUUUCUUUUCUUUGUGUAAAAGGAAGAAAAAAAAUCCUACUUUUUUUUGACAUAUUGGUAGAAUUUGAUGAUGGACGAGCCAAAAUGUCAUGUGGUAAAGGUGUGUGCGGGGCCCAACUUUAUGCACUUAGACUGCCUGUGGUGGAUAGUUUACACUUUUGAAGUUGGUCAAUUUGCAGCGUGACUGAUAAUGGUGUGUAUAACAAUUAUUAUGGACCUGGUGAAUAGUGGUGUGCACUAAAAAUCUUAAUACACACAAGGAUGUGUGAGCUGUUGUGUGUGUCUAUGUUCUCACUUACAAGUAUUUGUGGGCAUGAGCUGCCUCUCCCAGAAGUCUUAACUUAUAGUCAAAGAUUUUAUUUGUAACACAAAUCUUUAAAGAAAAGAAUGGCAGUGGCAUGCACGCAUUAUGAAAUGUACAUUUGAACAGACUGUCGGAAUCCCAAAGUUAUGUCAAUUUUAGUAACAUGUCCACACUUUGAUACCUCCUAUGUUAUACAGUCAUUUGUGUGAGUGCUUCAGACUAUGGAGACAAUUAAA
Anoplopoma fimbria (sablefish) is the source of this 2092-nucleotide messenger RNA. Its product is annotated as UBA_like_SF and PTH2 domain-containing protein. Gene Ontology annotation, molecular function: protein binding; peptidyl-tRNA hydrolase activity. NCBI's taxonomy places the organism in Eukaryota, Metazoa, Chordata, Actinopteri, Perciformes, Anoplopomatidae. The coding region runs from base 198 to 752 and encodes 184 amino acids. Gene Ontology annotation, cellular component: cytosol; mitochondrion. The record is from RefSeq and is a predicted model, not a curated record. The transcript is spliced from 7 exons.